AUGCCGGUACCAGUGUCAAAAAGAUUGGGUGUGCAAGAGCUUGCCGAUCUAAACGAACGCUUCGAGUCCGCAUGCGAUGGGUGCUUGCGUCACGCGGUCAAUGAGCGUUUCGGUGCGGGCGCGGCCCAGAUGUCCAGCUUCCGCCUCGAGGAUGUCGCGCUGUUCGACAUGUUCUGGCGAGUCAACCAGCAGGCGCGCCUUGUGACACUCGACACGUGGCGCCUACGCGAUGGAAACGGAAACGUUGACACGGUCAUGGUGCAGGACACUGGCUGCCCGCUCCACAACGCACGCAUAGAGGCGGGCACCAACUGGCCACGGGCCUGCGGGGUGUGGCAGCGUAUGGUCGGUGAGCACGGGUUCAAUCUAUUCUACCGAGGGCCGGGUUGGAGACUAGAUUGCCUGUGCACGGGCGGAAGGUCGAGCUCUUUGGAGCGUUUCUGCCUGGCUGGCAUCGACGCAUGGAUUACGGGCCUGCGCCGGGACCAAGGUAUGGAGCGCGGCAACAUUGGCAUCGUCGAGUGGGAGGAGCCCCGCGCUAACUACAAGAUCAACCCGCUCGCUAACUGGACCUUCGAGGAGGUGCGAAACUACGUGGAAGAGCACGCUGUCCCUUACAACGAGCUGCACGACAAGAACUACCCAUCGAUCGGGUGCGCGCCUUGCACGCGGGCCAUCGAGUCGGGAGAGGACCCUCGCGCAGGACGCUGGUGGUGGGAGUCUGACCCCAACGCCAAGGAAUGCGGGCUGCACCUAGUGGCGCUCGCGGCACGCUUAUGA
Messenger RNA from Geodia barretti, 780 nucleotides. Lineage: Eukaryota; Metazoa; Porifera; Demospongiae; Tetractinellida; Geodiidae. The record is from the annotation of a GenBank genome assembly.